CGCGACGUGUGGGUGACCGCGCCCUGUCCAGUAUAGGGAAGAAGAUGCGGAGAACAUUGGCUAUGGUGGCUAUGGUCGUUGGAACACGACGCAGCCUCUUGAAAAUGGGAUGAUGAUGAAGAGGAAAGGGCUGGCAAUGGCACUGCGCGAAGGCCGUUACGAGGGCGUGAGCAAAGCAGCUAAGGGAGGCGGGCAAGGAUGUGAAGACAGCCUGCACUUACAAUGAGAUUCAGUGAUUGGCGAAGGCCAGGGCGACUGUGAAGAUUCCCUUGACUGGCGAAGGAGAGCAAGGGCAUGUGAGGACGGGUUGGCUUAUCGGUGCAUUGGUGCUCGUCUUCACCCAAAUACAAUGCCCGGUCAAUAUAGACGUAUUUGGGGCAACUUUGAGUCUAGGUACAGCGAUAAUGACCGUGCAUUCUAUUCGGGUGAAGACAGUAGUGGGAAAGGCACCACGACCAUGAGGACUUCCCCGAUUCGUGAGGACUUGUGAGGACUUCCCGAUUCGUGACGGCUUUCCCAAUUCGUGAGGACUCCCUUGAUUCACAAUGAUGAAGGGACUGGUGAAGGGGAGCAAGGGGAUGUGAAGAUGGGUUGGCUUCUCACUGCAUUUAUGAUAGCGGGAAAGGCACCAAGGCAAUGAGGACUGGCCGGAUUCAUGAGGACUUUCCCAAUCCGCGACGACUUUCCUGAUUCGUGAUGACUUCCCCAAUCCGUAAGGACUUUCCCGAUUCGUGACGACUUUCCUGAUUUGUCAGGACUUUCCUGAUUCUCAGUGAUAUGAUGAAAUGAACUGAAACAGCAUGCUGAAGGAGUUCGGAAAAAAAAGGUCUCUGAUUGGCUAGAAGACUUCUUUUGUCGGCAGAGUGUGGCUAAGACAGGUGAGGCCUAGACUGCUUUUUUUUGCCUCUGCAGAGUGGCUGAGGCAGGCGAGGCCUUAAAGAUUUUCCGCCGGUGCACGGUUAUGAACUGACUGAAGGGAGCUGUGAAAGUUCUCUUGCGGCUGGGCAAUUUGUUGGUUAACCCCUAUGAGUCUUGGUCCAAGAUGCGCCUGAAGGAGUUUCCUGUCACCCCCGACUGGAUCCUCCGUGUUGUGGACCUAGCUGUCGCGCUUGCCAAGCUGCUGCGACAAGAAGCCCGUGCAGCAGAGGAGGGGUGUCUGUGAGCCAGAGCAUAAUUCUCCUGGAGGAAUAUCUGAUAGCAAUUACGACCAGCCCUGGAUGCACCUGGCUGUGAUUGCUUGCAGAAAGCAGGUGAAAAGGGCGUUCGUUGGGUUGUGUGUCUUCCCUCGGACGUAAACAACGUGCAAACAACAAGUCUUCCCUCUGUCAUUACACGGCUGAUGUUGUCAUGGCGGUUUCACUGCAACAAAAUCCCAGCAGCUGCCCCACUUCUUCUUGCGUGGUUUUGGUUAUGAAUUUGCUCUUCUUUCACCUGCUUGUUGCUGCGUGUGGGGAAUCCCCUUGCGUGCCCCUGUGUUCUGAUGCCAAUGUUGCAGCGGUGGCCCGGUCGACAAGGAAGUAUGUGGCAUGUCUGAUGAACGAUGUACAGCGUUCAAUGUUCCUUGCUCCAUCKYAUUCCGCUAACUACAACCUUUUUGGGCUAUGUACCGGCGUGCAGAGGCAAGGAAGUAGUAAUCCUCUCUCGGAAGAGGACUCUUGCGAUCCUUACACCGACUUCUGCAGGAGUCUUAUUGGUUGUCGCGGACCUAUUCGCCACUCGUCUGGCAAGAUUCUCGUGGUCGGGAUAUCGGAUCUUCCUAUAUGUCUGCCUCCCGAGUACUCGGUGACAUUACACAUCUACUCAUAUAAACCAGACCCUGCCGUAAUAGUUGACGAUCCAAUGCUGGUUCAAAAGAUCACAGACGCCAUACAGGAUGGCCGCACCCAUUAUGACAGCAACGUUCUUCACCAAGGCCACGGGUAUGCUGGAUUUUCUCUCAAUGAUUGGAGAUUCUUUAUUGUCAAAGACAAGGAGUUGGAAUUGUUUCUACUGUCUCUUUUCCCACAGGGUCUGGUGGAUGAUAAGACGAGGGAAGAGAUUCAAGAUUCUAUUCAAUCUGGUGGGAAAGUAAGAACAUUUGAGUACCAGGUAGAUGAUAUGUUAGAAGUGGUAUCCAGGCUGGAUGGUGAGGAAUUYGAGGACGCCCAUCCACUUAGGGAAGCCGGGUUCAGUAAGAAGAGAUUUCGUAUCUUCCCGGAGAUGAUGUCUGGACCCUAUGUUGGGCCUGUGUUCUGAGUGACAAAGCCAGAGAGGGGGGGGGCGGGAAGAGGUAGACGAUGGAUAUAGGGGCAUGUGUUCUUAUUCUGCACAGGCACCACACAAAUAAAUCGAGUUAUAGACUUCUAGAAAGUCUUAGGAGGAAGAGGAGUUCAAGGUGUUCAACUUUGCUGCCCUGCCAAGCAAUGCCAAGCAAUGCCAAGCAAUGCCAUGUGCUGCAUCAUAGUCUCUCUACUUUAUAAUGCCAGACCGA
Chara braunii is the source of this 2470-nucleotide messenger RNA. The record is from the annotation of a GenBank genome assembly. Lineage: Eukaryota; Viridiplantae; Streptophyta; Charophyceae; Charales; Characeae.